Molecule: messenger RNA, 230 nt
Organism: Acanthoscelides obtectus
Lineage: Eukaryota; Metazoa; Arthropoda; Insecta; Coleoptera; Chrysomelidae
Source: the annotation of a GenBank genome assembly
UCAACAUCUCUCUGGCAUCACAAGUGGCUUGCACAUUUAAAGUAGGUCUCUCUUUUCGGUUGAUAUACUCAUCUCCAUGGCGAUUUGGUUUCAGAAUUGCUAUAUGUGUACAAUCAAUUACACCAAUUGCUGUUCAACUCUAUCCACAGUCCGAGAUACCGUUGCUUGACUAACACCAAGUUCCUGACCAAUAAAUUGUUGAUAUCCAGUCUCACCGAGAUAGCGUAGAC